AUGGCAACUUUGGUGCAAGCCCCAGACCCGGUUCCUACGGGCAGUGAUAUCCCGACCUACCAUCAGGUCCCAGAGACCUCUUUUGAUUUGGACUGGGCGGACCUCGCCACCUUGGAUCUGUCUCAGUUUGAUCGUCCUGGUGGUAAGGAGCAGUUAGCCAAACAACUUUUUGAAGCUAUCCAGAAGAUAGGCUUUUUUUAUAUCAUCAACUUUGGCCUCUCGCAGGAAGAUGUUGACCGCCAAUUCUCUAUUGGCCAGCAGCUCUUCAAGCUCCCACUCGAGGAGAAACUCAAAUAUCGUGCCGAGCUUGAGAAAGGUGGCUACAAUGGCUACAAGCCAGCGGGUCUCCGCGAAAUCAGUCCGGGUGUUUUUGACAAUACCGAAAUCUACAACAUUCCAAAAUUCAUUCCCGCCCUUGAACGUCCCCAACCGGACAUUGUGAAUAAUAAUCGCCCUAUAAUCGAGAAUUUCGCACGCCAUAUCAAUGACGAAGUUGUGCGCAAACUCCUCACGCUCUUCGCCAUCAUCCUCGAGUUACCCGAGGACUAUUUCCUCAACGUGCAUCGAUACGACAAGAAGAGCGACUGCCAUCUGCGGUACAUGAAGUACCACCGACGUACUGAUGAGGAGAACGAGAAGAUUUCCGGCAUUUGGGCCAAGGGUCAUACCGACUUUGGCAGCUUAACAUUGCUGUUCCGCCAACCAGUGGCCGCGCUGCAGGUCCGCACCCCUGAGGGCGAGUGGAAGUGGGUUAAGCCGUAUCCGGGGAGCAUCACGGUGAAUCUCGCCGACUCUCUCCAAUUCCUCACCAAUGGCUUCCUCAAGAGCAGUAUACACCGUGUCGUCGCACCCCCACCCGAUCAGAGGGACGUCGACCGCCUUGGUGUUUUGUACUUUGUCCGACCAGAGGAUGAUCUCGAGCUACGGCCAGUGGUGAGUGAAGUACUGAAUCGCUUGGGAUAUGAUCAAACGACCGAUAAUAGUGCGGUCGGAAUUACUGCUGGCGAGUGGGUGAAGGCUAGAGUGGCCAGGGGAGUGGACAAAGGUUCGGUACGGAGUGAAAUUGGAGAGCAGCCUAUCAUCGGUGGAGUAGUAGCUAAGUAUUACGAUUAG
Molecule: messenger RNA, 1113 nt
Organism: Talaromyces proteolyticus
Lineage: Eukaryota; Fungi; Ascomycota; Eurotiomycetes; Eurotiales; Trichocomaceae
Product: 2OG-Fe(II) oxygenase superfamily protein
Exons: 4
Coding region: 1-1113 (370 amino acids)
Molecular function (GO): dioxygenase activity
Source: RefSeq, a predicted model, not a curated record